UGCUCGUAGUGGCAACGAUGUGGAUAGUGUUUCCAGAACGAUCAACUCUGGAAGCGGUUCUAGAACCCGCCCACUACCAGAUGCCCUGAGGUCAUGCAAUUAUGCUCUUGUCUGUCAAUACCCUGAAUGGAUGCUUUUGUGUAACGGUCGUGCCAGAUGCUAUCAUGCAUAUUAA
This is a messenger RNA of Auanema sp. JU1783, 175 nucleotides long. The record is from the annotation of a GenBank genome assembly. NCBI's taxonomy places the organism in Eukaryota, Metazoa, Nematoda, Chromadorea, Rhabditida, Rhabditidae.